This is a messenger RNA of Pseudoliparis swirei, 1356 nucleotides long. Its product is annotated as serine/threonine-protein kinase pim-2-like. Gene Ontology annotation, cellular component: cytoplasm. The coding region runs from base 1 to 1356 and encodes 451 amino acids. Gene Ontology annotation, molecular function: ATP binding; protein serine/threonine kinase activity. Gene Ontology annotation, biological process: negative regulation of apoptotic process; protein autophosphorylation; regulation of mitotic cell cycle. The record is from RefSeq and is a predicted model, not a curated record. NCBI's taxonomy places the organism in Eukaryota, Metazoa, Chordata, Actinopteri, Perciformes, Liparidae. The transcript has 7 exons.
AUGACUUCAUUUGUAGAGCACAGUGACUGCACCACCCAACCCAAUAACUGCCUGGGGACAGACUGUGAGGUGACAAAGACCAAAACAUCGGCCAUCACGAAUCACCCAAAAUCACCCAGAAAAAGGCGGAGGUGUGCCGGAGAACCAGCUGACCCCAAGCGGACCGAAAGAAAGCCCUGCACAGAUAGGGAGGUCCCCAAAAAGAAGCCGAGAGUUGACCGAAACAAUGUCGUCACGGGCGAACUCACUGAUGUGCCAGUGGAGGGCCCGAUGGCCCACGGCACCAAGAGAAAGGCCGGCACUGACAGUGCGACACCCGGGAAGAAGAGGAGGGGCGGCACCGCUCACUCCAGUCAACCCACCCCGGUGUCAGCGGAGAGCGUCAAAGAGGCAGAGAAGAAGGCCGCUGCUGAGCAGCCGCCGGCGACAGAGACCCCCAGGAGGACGAGGAAGGAGAGCGGCCGUGACCUCUGCGAGAGCUCCGGGAGAACUUCCUCCUCCCAACAGAACGAUGGGAGCACGUCCAUCUCGUUCACGAAUUGCAAACCCAAAUUUGAGGAUGCGUACCUGCAGCUGAAGAAGUUUGGCGAAGGGGGCUUCGGAUCAGUUUAUGCUGGGAAAAGAAUAUCUGAUAAUUUACCAGUGGCCAUCAAACGCAUCCCGAAAGCUGACGUGGAGAGUCGACCAAUGGUCUUUGAUGGAAGGACACACAUGGUCCCCAUAGAGGCGCUCCUCAUGUUGAGAGCAGGAGGUGGACCGGCGUCUGUGGGGAAAUGUGCCGCAGUGUCGUUAAUAGACUGGUAUGAUCUGGACCAGGAGGUUCUCCUGAUCAUGGAGAGACCAGUCCCCUGUGUGGACUUGUUAACAUACCUGAUUAACAACGACUGUCCGCUGAGCGAGGACCAGGCCAAGGAGAUCAUGAAGCAACUGGUGGAAGCCGCCAUUAAAAUGCUCUCUGAUAAAGUCUUCCAUCGCGACAUUAAGACGGAAAAUAUUCUCGUCGAAACCACCCCCGAUGGUCCCCGAGUGCGGAUCAUAGACUUCGGAUGUGGCUGCUUUGUGAAGAAGAGGACAUACUACGACUACUCUGGAACCUCCGCGUACACUCCUCCAGAGUUUUAUUCAACGGGGAGAUACGCGGCCGGCCCCACCACGGUGUGGCAGCUGGGCGCGCUGCUCUUUGAAUUGCUGGAUGGACACAAACAAUUUAUCACCUCCAAGUUCCUCCGAAAGCAAAUCAACCUCAACAGCGAACUGUCCCGAGACUGCCACAAUUUAUUGAAGAUGUGUUUGGCCAUAAACCCGAGGGGUCGUGCCACACUGAAGCAGAUGCAGCUGCACCCCUGGUUUAAAUGA